Molecule: messenger RNA, 1107 nt
Organism: Euleptes europaea (tarantolino)
Lineage: Eukaryota; Metazoa; Chordata; Lepidosauria; Squamata; Sphaerodactylidae
Product: olfactory receptor 10A3-like
Exons: 3
Coding region: 1-1107 (368 amino acids)
Biological process (GO): G protein-coupled receptor signaling pathway
Cellular component (GO): membrane
Molecular function (GO): G protein-coupled receptor activity; olfactory receptor activity
Source: RefSeq, a predicted model, not a curated record
AUGGGGAACAGAGAACAGCAAAAUCAAACCACAGUGUCUGAAUUCAUCCUUUUGGGAUUUGGAGGGCUCUCUAACCUGCAGAUUCUUCUCUUCCUACUAUUCUUAGUGAUCUACUUGGCAACCAUGGCUGGGAACCUCCUCAUAGUUCUGCUAGUUGUGACUGAUCAAUGCCUUCACACCCCCAUGUACUUCUUCUUGGGAAAUCUGUCCUGCUUGGAAAUCUGCAUUAGUACUACCAUCCUGCCUAAAAUGUUGCUAAGCCUCUGGAUGGGGGAAAGAAGUAUAUCCUUCAAAGCCUGUUUCUUACAAUUUUACAUUUUUACUUGUGUGGGAGGUACUGAAUGCUACCUCCUCUCCAUGAUGUCUUAUGACAGGUAUUUAGCAAUAUGUAAACCACUCCAUUAUUCUACUCUUAUGAAUGGAAAGUUGUGUUUCCAGGUAGUAGCUGUGUCUUGGGUCAGCGGAAUCUUAAUCAGCACAAUCUUGACUUUGAAAAUAUCUUGGUUAUCCUUCUGUGGCCCUAAUGAAAUAGACAAUUAUUUUUGUGAUAUUAGUUCUGACAUCAGAUAUGUCUCCUGCAGUGAUACCCAUUUAUUUGAACUCUCAUCCUUCAUAUCUGCCAGUGUUCUUACCCUGCCUCCCUUUCUCCUCAUUUUUUCAUCUUACAUUUUCAUCAUAGUGUCUGUCCUUAGAAUCCCAUCCACCACUGGGAGGAAAAAGGCUUUCUCCACCUGUUCUUCUCACCUUAUUGUAGUUGCCUUGUAUUAUGGAACCAUCAUGCUCGUUUAUAUGGUACCAAGAUCCAGGAAUCUAAGAAGCAUAAAGAAAGUUUUCUCUCUCUUUUACACAGUGUUGUCUCCAUUGGUCAAUCCCCUGAUAUACAGCCUAAAAAAUAAGGAAGUGAAGGAGGCCCUGAGAAAGUGCCUAAAGAGAGUUAUGAAUUACAAGCCAAAGUGGGUUAAAGAACCCAGUGGGUUACAGAGCCCAUAUAAAGGGAACCUCAGCUAUGACCUAACCACCUACAUGAUUCUGCAAAUGUUCACAUCGUACUCAUAUUAUGAAAUUAUGGUAUGUGUUUCUGUUGUAACAGCUAUCUUCCCUAAAUAG